This is a messenger RNA of Candidula unifasciata, 4148 nucleotides long. The record is from the annotation of a GenBank genome assembly. NCBI's taxonomy places the organism in Eukaryota, Metazoa, Mollusca, Gastropoda, Stylommatophora, Geomitridae.
AAUUUGACGGGGAGACAGUUCUGUGUCGAGUAUGUGGCGACCGGGCCAGUGGGUUUCACUAUGGCGUCCAUGCUUGUGAAGGAUGUAAGGGCUUCUUCCGGAGGUCCAUUCAACAGAAGAUCCAGUACCGACCUUGCCUCAAAAAUCAGCAGUGUAACAUUCAGAGAGUCAAUAGAAACAGAUGUCAAUAUUGUCGACUCAAAAAGUGUAUCACAGUUGGAAUGUCUCGGGAUGCUGUUCGAUUUGGUCGUGUGCCCAAAAAAGAAAAAGCCAGAAUCAUAGAGCAGAUGCAAAAGAAGAACUUAGCCUCACAGUCCAGUGAGUUGAACAGCCUGCUCUCUAAUGACCUUGAUAUAGUUGAGGCGGUGGUGACAGCCCAUCGUCAUACAUGUGAGAUCUCACAGUUUGAUGCUCACAAGAUGCGGGAUCUAGCCCUCAUGAAGCAGGAGUAUAUCAACUGCCCAGCAAAUAUGGCUUGCCCCUUGAAUAAUGAAAUUAGCAUGGAGACAAGUGCAAACCGUCACAACUUAAGUGACUUCUCCGAGAGUUUCACUCCUGCAAUAAAAUCCGUGGUGGACUUUGCCAAAGGAAUUCCAGGAUUUGUCUUACUGAACCAAGAUGACCAGGUGACCCUGCUUAAGGCUGGCACGUUUGAGGUUUUGCUUGUUCGAUUGGCCUGUUUGUUUGACCCACAUUCAAACACCAUGAUGUUUACAGGCGGAAAACUCUUUCAGAGACAGCCAGCAUCUAUUAUGACAACCAAUGCUGGCUUCUUGUUGGAUUCUAUGUUUGAUUUUGCCGAACGUUUUAACAAAAUGUGUUUGAUUGACGACGAGAUUGCACUGUUCUCAGCUGUGGUGCUUUUAUCUCCAGACCGGCCAGGACUUCGUAAUAUAGAACAAGUGGAGAAGAUCCAGAACAAGCUCACCGAAGCUCUACAGAACAUGAUCAGCACCAACCACAAGGAGGACGGAACAUUGUUUGCAAAGCUUCUCAUGAAGACCACUGACCUUCGAACCCUCAAUACGUUACAUUCGGAAAAGUCUAUAGCUGGACAACGGUCAAAUCUGGACAGAAAAGAAAGAGACAUAACUGAUGAUGUUGAUAUGGAUUUUCAAGACUCUCUCAGUACUAGGUCCAGUCGCUCGUCACCAACACUGUCAGAGACAUCCAACAUGACCAUGACCUCCGGAUAUAGCGGCGAAACUGAUGGCAGUAAUCUGGUCAUUGGUCAGCGAUUAACAUCUGACCCUUCUGGGCAUCAGAUCGUGCUGAGGACCCCAUACGGAACAUUCUUCCGAGAAGAAAUGUCAGGUUUUUAUGGUAUGAUGACUGAUCAACCCCGGCGAAGAUGCAAUACUCUGGACCGAGACACACUGAGUCGCCCUAGAUUGCAUACAAUUGAGGAAGGCAAUCGUCGCCGAUACACCCUUGAUAAGGAAUAUAUUAACAAGAUGGCAAACAGACUGAGCGAUCGGCUGGAGUCCAGGAAUGUCAUCAGAGGAGACUCUCUGCCCCCGUCAAUGUCAAACUCAGCCACAAGCUCUCCUAUUCAGGAAGAAGCCAACGUGCAUUACCCAGUUCCAUCUAAUGCCAGCUUUGCUCCAAUCACAGUGCCGGAUGGAAUUCUGGGACAUUCAUCUUCUCUGGCAACCCGCUCCAGUCCUUUGAGUGGGACAGAAGCUUUCAUGGCUGCUGCAAGGUCGGGAUCCUCGCCAGGGUCUCCUAAAUCCAGGUCUCGAUCUGGAUCAUUUACCCAGGAAGACUAUGCCAACGCACGACCUCGCUGCUUCAGCUUUCACCUAAACAGUGAGGGAAGGGCUGCACGCAUGUCUCUGCAGCGGCGCAUGCUGGCCGGCGAUCCAGGCCAGGAGCGUGAUGGCCAGAUAGCAUCUGACGGCAGCCACUAUCUAUCGCCAGAUAUGAGACGCAGCAGUGUCGGAGCUUCUUAUGGCCUCCAUGCUCACAAGCCCUCAUCACUGGUUGAUCGUCCUUUCUCUUACAUCCACGGGCGGGUAGAAAUUGACAAAUCCACAGAGGGAGAGAGUCUCCCAGUCAUGAAGAGAAUGAUGCCAGAUGGCUCAGUCUAUGGCAUCCAGUUGGCCCCAGACAUGACCUCUCAACAUCCUCAAAGUCUGUGGCACCCACAAGCCACUUUAGCUAUGGGAGUAGCUGCCCCUGUCCCGGUUUCUGUCAUGCAGCGUACCAGAGAUGACUUGGGACGCCCUUUGAACUCAAGGCCCCAAGAGUGGGAAAACACCAACUGUGUCUCCAGAGAGUCUCGGGACUCCCUUCAAAGGGAGUUGGGAAAAAUGUCAGCAAAUGGGCAAAAUGGAAAUCCCAGUGUUGCCAUACGAGACUCAUUGGACACUCAGGCUCAGAAAAUCUCUAAGCUUGAUUCAGUUGGAGAGAAGACAGCGGCUGAUAGGAGUACCAUGCCCACAACAGCCAGUCUCCUGUCUGCACAUCUCCAUACAGGAAGUUCCUCUCCUGUCAGUAUCAUUACACCUGCAGAACGAAAGAGCAGUUUCCAAGAAAACAAAGCUGGGGAUCUUAUUGCAGACAGUGCCUUGAUUAAUGUGGACACUUUAGCACCAGGACUGAGAUCGAAGGCAUCUACCCCAGAGGUCAGCUUUGGCUCAAAGGCAAGCUCUCUGAGAGGAUCCCCCAUAAGUGAUGACCUUUAUUCAGAGUCCUUUGGUCACAAGAAAUUUGAUAAAUUUCGCAAGGAUAAAGUCCAGGGGGAUGCAUCUUCUGCUUCUGCAACAGAAGAGCAAGUCAAUGUAGCCAUAAGUAAGGAAAAAAUGGACUUGAGAAUUAAAGAAGAACGAAUGGAAGACGAUGAAGUUGCAGAGGAGGAUAGUGAGUCAAAGGAGCUGAAAGUUGAUGUUACAGACAUGAAGGCAGAGAGGAAAGGUCCUCAUUUUGAAAUCAGUCCAUCAGUAUCCAACUGCUCAACCCCUUCUCCCAACAGUGACCGGCCAAAGCUGUCCGCCAGGGAAGCCCAUCCAAACUUGUUGGCUCAGCUCAUGAAUGGUGGCGCUGCUGCCAGGCAGAGUUCUCCCCACUUGCCAACUACAACAGCAGUGCCAGCAGCAGUACCCUCAGCAAGUAUCCCGUCCGGCUAUUCUUGGGCAGUUCCAUCACAGUUAGCUGGUGGCUCGCACUCUCAGCUUCAGACCCAACUGUUCAGACAACCAUUCUUCACACCCCAGAGUUCCAGCUUUGCAGGACUGAUCACAUCUUCAUCGUCACCGCCUUCAGCAUCAUCCUCGGUACAAGCUCCCAGCCGUCAGUCAGUGGCUAUCAAUGGCAACAGUUCUUCAGGCCCCUCCGUCCCUGUCACUUUUUCUAGUCAAACCACAGGCUGUAGCUCAGACCACAAGUCUACCAACACCAAGGAGGAAUUCCAUGCAGCAGCGGUCUCUCACUUAAAGGACAAAAUUCUUCGUAAAUAUGACAGCAUGGAGAACCUCUGCAAAAUAGGUAAGGACUCAUCUGCUUCGGGUGGAGGCACAGGAUCGAACACACCGAAUUCAUGCCAGUGGUCGAAGUCAAACUCCCCAACAGUUCAAGCAGUCCUUUCUGGCACGUUGGAUCUCAAUAAGGAACUUGCUACAAAACUGACACUGUCAUCGUCAACGCCACCUACUGGCUCAAUCACAACAUCAACUCCACCAUCCUCAUCACCAGCAGCCUCUGCACCAGGACAUGUUUUUCCAUUUUCCAGUUCACCUGGUGGCACAGCAUCUGCAGCAGCAAUGCUGUCAGCACCCACAACUUCCCACCCUGACCCAUCCAGAGCAUUCUCCCCUCACAGAAUGUCCCAACUGUCUCAUAUGCUGCUGUGCCAAGACAUCCCCCCUACCUCCCUCCCAAUGUACCAUUCCAUGCUGAGUCAGCAGUACUCCAACUACAGAAACAGUUUGGCUGCACCAGUCAAUUCCAAUCCCACUUCUAUGUCCCCACUUAGCAGCAUGCAACAUUUAGCUCAAAUGAUUGCUCAGGGCCAGGUAGCGGCUGCUUCGGAUGCCAUUCAGAGACGGCUCGGCUCAGGCUCACCCUUGAACUUGACCUCUAAGAUGGAGGAGGACCAUGUCCUUCCUGGGUCAAACUCUCCAUCCCACAGUCCUCAAACUAUGGUCUAG